Molecule: messenger RNA, 469 nt
Organism: Bombina bombina (fire-bellied toad)
Lineage: Eukaryota; Metazoa; Chordata; Amphibia; Anura; Bombinatoridae
Product: metallothionein-like
Exons: 3
Coding region: 122-310 (62 amino acids)
Molecular function (GO): metal ion binding
Source: RefSeq, a predicted model, not a curated record
UUUGCACUCAGCUUCACACUUGUACUUAAAUAGGAGCUGCAGCGUUCACACUACUCACAUCUCACUGAACUGUGUACUGAGUGUUUGAAGAGCUACAGAACUAACCAACAUCACAGCAGAUAUGGAUCCCCAGGACUGCAACUGUGCUACAGGUGCCUCUUGCUCCUGUGAAGGUUCCUGCAAAUGUAAAAAUUGCAAAUGCAAAUCAUGCAAAAAAAGCUGCUGCUCCUGUUGCCCAGCUGAGUGCAGUAAAUGCAGCCAGGGCUGUGAGUGCGCAAAGGGCGCUGAGAAAUGCAGCUGCUGCCACUGAACCACCUCACAGUGACCAACUGAGCUAUAUAUAAAUAUAUUUUUUUUUACUAAUGUCUGAUCUCUGUUUUGCUUAAGAACUUUUUCUGACUGUUACUGAAUAGUUUUGUGCAAUGUGUGUAGCUGAUAUGUUUUAAAUAAUAAAAACAUCUAAACUGUA